Molecule: messenger RNA, 2862 nt
Organism: Ilyonectria robusta
Lineage: Eukaryota; Fungi; Ascomycota; Sordariomycetes; Hypocreales; Nectriaceae
Product: P-loop containing nucleoside triphosphate hydrolase protein
Exons: 1
Coding region: 77-2614 (845 amino acids)
Cellular component (GO): nucleus
Molecular function (GO): ATP binding; nucleic acid binding
Source: RefSeq, a predicted model, not a curated record
GCUCUGAGCGCCCCUCUAAAACCAAGCAAAUUCGACGACUUUUCUCUGCGUUGGGUGGACAAUUGGCCUCGAAAAUAUGCCCUCAAAACGCAGCGAACGCCCUACAGAGGCGGGCGAGGUCCAGCACAUCGAUACAGGCGCCAACACCCCCAAGGCGAAGCGGAAACGGGAUCUAGCGGAAGAGGCGCGCGAGUCUCCCCAGCCCGGAAACAAAAAGUCCAAAACCUCGGAGGACGACGAUGGCAACGAGGUAGAGAAUCCCGCGCAAAAUGCGACCGAGGAUGCGCAGGAAGGAAAAAAGAAGAGGAAGAAGAUUCGAAGAGGAAAAAAGAGGACUGGGGCUGCCACCUCUGAGGAGCAGGUUGCAGAACCUGAUGCGCCGGCAACCGACGUGACGAAACCCGAAGUCUCAGAACCGGAAAACAAGGGAAAGUCCGACAAGAAGGAGAAGAAGGAGAAGAGGGAAAAUAAAAAGAAGGGUAAAUCAGAAGAUCGGGAGGAGGAGCCCGAGGCUGAGGAUGUAUCGAUGGUCGAUGUCUCACAUGAGCAAACUGAGACUGUGGCAGCGUCUACCGAAAAGCCGGCAAAGAGGAGAGAAAAGAGAGAGAAGAAGAAGAAGAAGCAAAAGGAGCCUGAACCCUCCGACGACGAGAAAGAGGACGAGGAGACAGCCAAGAAGCACAGGUCAGUCCUUGAGCGCAAGGCCAAGUCGCUGAAGCUGGCUAGCGAGAUGGUUCAGGACGACUCGGAUGAUUCUGACCUGGGCGAACUACAUGGUCUUGAGCCUCUUCCACAACCGGAGCCAGUAUCAUCCCUCGCCACCUCCAAGCCAGCCUACGAAACUCUCCCGCCUUGGUUGGCGGCGCCAAUUCGCGUUUCGCAAGACACUCGCACCCCAUUCACAGAACUCGGCAUCUUGCCGAAGGCUUCACGCAUCUUGGAAGAGAAAGGUUUCAAAGACGCGUUUGCUGUGCAGACCGCUGCGAUUCCACUAUUGUUGCCUACCAGCAAGCAACAGCCUGGCGAUGUUCUGGUUUCGGCCGCAACUGGAUCAGGAAAGACUAUGGCUUAUGCCCUCCCCAUCACGCGAGAUAUCAGCCAGGGCGUGGUGACUAGGCUUCGGGCCCUCGUCGUUCUCCCCACCCGUGAACUUGUCAAGCAGGCGCAAGAGGCAUUCGAGCUCUGUGCCAAGGCGUUUGAGGGUGGCGAGCGCAAGAGAGUGCGGAUAGGUGUUUCGGUUGGUAGUCAGUCGCUCAAGAACGAGCAGGAGUCUCUGAUGGACCGGGAGACACGGUAUGACCCCGAAACCUACAAGACAUUACAGGAGGAAAACAAAGCCCGACGGCAGCGUGGCAUCGGUCUAUCUACGACCGAAGACUUGGUGGACCCGGAUUCAGAAGAGACAGACCCCAGGCUAAGCAGCAUGGAGGGCUAUGUUGUCGACUUUUCUUCAAAGGUUGACAUUUUGAUCUGCACUCCGGGUCGUCUCGUCGAGCACAUUGAUCAGACUCCGGGUUUUAGCCUCGAUUACGUCCGAUGGCUCGUAGUCGACGAAGCCGACAAGCUCCUCGCCCAGAGCUUCCAGGGCUGGCUGGAUCUCGUCAUGGAAAAGUUCCGCAUCAACAAGUUCAGCGCACGCGACUUUCCCGACAUGGAUUUCUCUGGCGUUCGCAAAGUCAUUCUCAGUGCCACUCUGACGCGCGAUCUAAGCCUCCUCAACCAACUAGCACUACGGCGGCCGAGACUCAUUGUCCUCGACAGUGACGGCGACGCGCAGAUUGCCGAGCACUCCCUCCCUACGCUGCUGAAGGAGCACGCCAUCAGAAUCCACGACAGCACCCUCAAGCCCCUGUAUCUCCUGGAGCUGCUUCAAGGCCAGUAUAUGCUGGCGGCCAGCCCGAGCAAUGUCAAAGUCUCUACCGAGCCUGAGGAGACUUCGGAUUCAGACACCAGCUCUGAUUCCAGCUCUGAUUCUGAUUCCAGCUCCGAUUCCGCCUCCGACUCAGACUCCGAUUCCAGCUCCGACUCCGAUUCUAGCUCUGGCAGUAGUUCAGACUCUAGCUCAGAUUCAGACUCUGGUUCGGAUACUCCAGCGCCAGUCCGCUCGCGGAAGCUCAACAUCCCCAUUUCCCUCAUCUUCACCAAGUCUAACGAGGCCGCGCUCCGUCUUUCGCGACUCUUGGCUCUGUUGGAUCCUUCAUUGGCUUCCCACAUCGGCACACUCACGUCCACGACCCCGACACACAUCCGCCGCAAAACCCUUCGAGCAUUCACGGCGCCAGAUUCGCCCUUGCGUCUUCUUAUCGCCUCCGACCUCGUUGCCCGAGGUAUCGAUUUGCCGAACCUCGACCACGUCAUCAACUACGACCUGCCGCCGAGUCUCGCUGGUUACGUCCACCGUGUGGGCCGUACGGCCAGAGCUGGAAAGUCUGGAUGUGCUUGGACCCUGGUCGGCGAUGAAGAGAGUGGCUGGUUCUGGGGUAAGAUUGCAAAGGGAUCCGGCGUCAGGAGAGCUCAAAAGAUGGAGAGGACAAGAAUCGAGGAAAUGAGUGAGGAGCGUAUCCAGGAGUACGACAACGCUCUGGAGAAGUUGGGUAAAGAGGUUAGACGGUAAAAGAGAGGGCAUACAGGAUAGGACGGCACACAGUGUCUGGGGUUUUUACAUACCCACAAAUAGAUUCAAUGUGGACGGUAUUUUGAUGUAUUUGCGUGUGAUCUAUCCGCCAAAUAGCUUAUUCCGACUUCAACCUCGUGAAACGAGUUCAUCUACUGCGGGAAGUCUGGCUCACGUAUAUCCGAGUUCUGCCCAAAGACGAUCUCUGAAGUUGGACCCCCUCGGUAGACAAUGGCAAGGCCAUGGGC